AAGUACUGUCAAACCACGCGCCAUGUGUGGCGCUGUAGCACGUGUAGUGGACAUUGGACCGACCGAUGCCGGGGGGGACAGGGUUGGGUGUGUUGUGGACAUUCUCUUUCCAAGUUUAUUAAAAUUGAUUUAGUUGUGACCAGUGUAGUAAUGACAUCUGAUUAGACGUACAAAACUGUGCAUGAAUGUGUUAUUAUUUGUAUGCCGUACCAUCGUUUGUGGCGUGAACUUUUGACGUUUUGGAAUUAGUUCCAUGGUAUUUUGUACCUAUAUCUGCCACUGAGUAAUUGCGUACAAUUCAAUUCUACGUGUCUGCGACAUUAAAUUCGCUCUUGUUUACGAUAAUUGAUUUGUGAAAAUCUUCUGUCAUUUUAUUGAACCAGUUUCACAUUGCAACCUUGGACUGUCAACCAUGGCAGAAAUUGAUGUUAUAAUUCAGCAGUUUCUUAUGGAUUAUGUUCUCGUGGUUAUCUACCUAGGGAUCGCUUUAUAUGUCGCUAAAUCACUUUACCCGAAAACGAAAAAAUGGAUUGUGUGGCAACAACUGCACGAGAGUGAACGAUGUUAUGCCGAAAUGACACGGUAUCAAAGGCAAGAGCUAUUGGCACCUUUGCACAGACUGAUAUCAGCAGAUAUUUUUCUCCGAAACCAAGGCAUAAUUCGCAUUGUUGACAUUGGUGUAAUGACGGGAAUAAAUAUAAGGUAUUUUCCUAAUAGUACUCAUGUUGUUGCUGUGGACACAAGAUACAAUCUUGAGUACUUUUUUAAGCCAAUUGCAACUACACUUGAUCAUGUGCGAAUCAAAGAAUGUGUUGAAUAUAAUCAUAUAGAUCUGAAGAAAAUACCGGAUGAAUAUGCUGAUGCUGUAGUUGGCUCGUUUGUUUUGUGUAAGGCAAAGGACGAGGCCACCAUUUUGAAAGAAAUUUACCGCAUUUUAGCUCCUGGUGGACACUAUUAUUUUUUUGAGCAUUGCAUUGACAAAGAUGAUCACAGCUUGCGAAGAUGGCAAACAGCACUGUCUGUUACUGGGAUUUGGCCCCAUUUAUUUCAUGGAUGUCAUCUGAAUAGAGAUAUUGAAAAAUCUAUUCUUAAGGUAAAAUGA
Molecule: messenger RNA, 1102 nt
Organism: Gryllus bimaculatus (two-spotted cricket)
Lineage: Eukaryota; Metazoa; Arthropoda; Insecta; Orthoptera; Gryllidae
Source: the annotation of a GenBank genome assembly